Molecule: messenger RNA, 824 nt
Organism: Medicago truncatula (barrel medic)
Lineage: Eukaryota; Viridiplantae; Streptophyta; Magnoliopsida; Fabales; Fabaceae
Product: HMG1/2-like protein
Exons: 7
Coding region: 163-591 (142 amino acids)
Source: RefSeq, a predicted model, not a curated record
UUUUUUCUUUGCGUUUUCUCUCCUAUACCCUUCACUCACUACCCUUCUUAUCCCCUCUCUCGUUCGCUCCAAAACCUCACAACAACGCAACACGUUCUCUCUCACUAACUCGUUUUCUCUCACUCGCUCCGAUUCCGUAACUCGCUCCUUUCGUUUUUCGCCAUGCCGAAAGUUAAAGCUGAUUCCAAACCCGCUGAUAACCGCUUGAAGCGCAAAGGUGCUGGAGCUGGAAGGAAACAGACGAAGAAAGCAGCGAAGGAUCCUAACAAGCCAAAGAGGCCUCCAAGUGCUUUCUUCGUUUUCAUGUCCGAUUUUAGAGAACAGUAUAAGAAGGAUCAUCCCAACAACAAAUCCGUUGCCGCUGUCGGAAAAGCUUGCGGUGAAGCAUGGAAAUCGAUGUCUGAAGAAGACAAGGCUCCUUAUGCUGCUAGGGCAUUGAAGAAGAAAGAAGAGUAUGAGGUUGCUACACAAGCCUACAACAAGAAACUGGAGGGAAAAGACGAGGAAGAUGGUUCUGACAAGUCAAAAUCUGAAGUCAAUGAUGAGGAUGAAGAUGAGGAGGAUGAGGAUGAUGAUGAAGAUGAUGAGUGAAAUUGUUGUAAGCUUGUAACACCAAAUGAUGAAGUUUAGGGAAAAAUUGUUGGAAAAAAAUAUGUUUUGUUUAGGUUAUGGCUUAUAAUAUGUUGCAAUGUUAUUUUUUAAGAUAAGAUAGUUUCUGAAGUGUUAGAUAGUGAAGAAUCCUCUAAAGUACGGUUCAGUAUCAUUAUCCUCCUGUGUACUUAAAGUCAAUGUUAUGAUACGUUUCAAUUCUGUUCUGUUCGGUA